Molecule: messenger RNA, 3949 nt
Organism: Onychomys torridus (southern grasshopper mouse)
Lineage: Eukaryota; Metazoa; Chordata; Mammalia; Rodentia; Cricetidae
Gene: Slc25a53
Product: solute carrier family 25 member 53
Exons: 9
Coding region: 1508-2446 (312 amino acids)
Source: RefSeq, a predicted model, not a curated record
GGUGGUACCGGAAGGAUGGUGCGAGCUUAUCAGAGGCUGUGACCUUCCCAGAGGCCUUUGGAACCCAGUCCAGCGAGGCUACUGCCCCUGCCGCUGCCUCCGCCUCUGGAGGCCGCAGGGGAAAGGACAAGACCGGAUGUCUCGGCACGUCUUUCUGGUUCAAGGCUAGAAACGUACAGCCAUAAGAGGCUCAAAGGGAGGGGAACUGAAGUGAGAGGGGGAAUAAGGGACAGAAGGAAUUCGCGGCGACUGUUGAUGACGCCACAUCGGCGUGUAUAGCUGUUUCCGGUGUGUUGAUCUCAGCGGGAGAGGGGGUCUUUUGUUUUCUUUUUCUUUUUUUCUUUCUUCUUUUCUUUUUUUUCCCCCAAGGCUGUUUGCAGUUAGCGCCCAGCGAGAUGCAAAGAUGGACUCUGAAAUAUAAAGCGAAGGAAAAAUCUCGGGAAGGAAGUGUUGCUGGCCGGUACUCACACACCUAUGUCGCGUUUGUACAUCAUUCAACUCUGCUAAGAUGAAUAUGAUUGACUUAGAUUCCUACAUGUGAGAAGACAGAGAAUUGGUCCUGUGCAGGCCUGGCUGUUUUCAUGUCAUACAUUUUUCAUCUGUGCUGUUGCAAAUGGCAGGAAACUUGCCUUCUUUGCCUCCUGAAGAAACAGAUGCCUGAGGUCUCCAGGAUGACAAUUAACCUGAUGCUCCUCCACUCACACCUCCUGCUGAAUAUCCCAAGCUUGGUAAACAAGAAGAGUGACCUCAAGGACUGCCCACUGGCCUUUGGUGCCUAACCGCAGUGAGCUUCUAUGACAGGUGGAAGCAUCAGGUCUUGGGUACAUAUGUCACUAACUGUACAAGUGCUACAGCUCUAAGGUGGUCAAAGAAAGUGGGAUUCUGUAUCCCUUGGUUCCAGCUGGCAUUAAAGCAUUCAACCUUGCUUCCUGCCCUGGCCACUCUGGAACUCUUCAGCAGCUUCAUAUUCAACUGGUAACAGUUAGCCAUCUUUCUUGGCCUGCUAGCUUCAGCUUGGAUGAUGCCUUUGCCCAUUGCUCUCUGCUGCUGCUUUGUGUUAUCAGCUCAGCCUGCACUACUAAAUGUAGGUUGGAAACACUUCCAUUCCUGACCAAGACUACUUUGAAAGCCAUGUGAUGCUGUACCUGCUGUGACAUUACCAGGGCAACAACAGGGUAUCUGAGAGGCGUUUCGAUGAAGACCCAGUAAUGAUUGUGUACUAGAAGACAGAGGCCUUGAAUCAGAUCAAUGACUCAUUGAAAUGGGGGUGAUUGAACAAAAGGAUAUACUACAUGACACACUGCAGCUCCUGAUGACAUUAGGAUGAAUGAAGAGGUGUUGGAAAGAUGGAGGAGUGAGGUAGUCAAGUGGACAGAACUUGGAGAACACCCUCAACCUCUGUGAAGAACAAGUGGAACUGAGUUUAGCCUGUAGCUAGGCUGUUUAGAGAUGGUGCUACAUCUGCAUAAUUCAAAGUUUCUUCCAUCUGCAUCCAGUUGUCCUCAGCAUGGAGGAGCAGGACAAGUCUGCUGGGAAGGAGCUUCAACACAGGACACGAGCAGAAGUUCCAGGAAAGAAAAUCUGGCACUCACAGGCCUACACCCUGGGGGCCAUCUCCAACUUUAUGUCUACUUUUCUCACCUUUCCUAUCUAUAAGGUUGUGUUCCGGCAGCAGAUCCAUGCUAUGGCAGUGUCAGAGGCUGUGAGACAGCUUUGGCAUGAAGGCCCUCAGCACUUCUACCGGGGCAUCUACCCCCCUCUUCUCUCCAAGACCCUGCAAGGGACUCUGUUGUUCGGCACUUAUGAUAGUCUGUUGUGCUUACUCUCCCCUGUGGGGCCACACUCCCUGGGACAGCGCUGGACUGCAGGGCUCAUGUCUGGUGUGGUAGAAGCUGUGGCACUCAGCCCCUUUGAAAGGGUACAAAAUGUGCUUCAGGAUGCUCGCAAGCAGGCUUGCUUCCCCAGCACCUCCAGCAUUCUCAAGGAAUUCAAUUCUUAUGGGCUUUGGGGGCGGCUGUCACUGGGCUAUUAUCGUGGUUUCUGGCCAGUCCUUGUCAGAAACAGCCUGGGAAGUGCUCUCUAUUUCUCCUUCAAGGAUCCUAUCCAGGAUGUCUUGACAAGGCAAGGCCUGCCCCAUUGGGUUCCUGCUUUGGUGUCUGGUAGUGUCAAUGGAACGAUCACCUGCCUGGUUCUGUAUCCUCUGAUUGUGCUGGUUGCCAAUAUGCAGUCUCAUAUUGGCUGGCAGAGAAUGCCAAGCCUGUGGGCCUCUGCACAAGAUGUGUGGGACACUCGAGGUCGAAAAAUACUCCUGAUAUACAGAGGAGGAUCUCUGAUUAUUCUCAGGUCCAGUGUGACCUGGGGUCUUACUACUGCUAUCCAUGACUUCUUGCAGAGAAAGGCUCACACCAAGAAAGAUGAAAAAAGAGAUGAAAGACUGACUAAAUGAAGUGUGACCAUGGCAUCUUUGUUUUAAGUCUUCACUCUUGGUUGUGUAUAGUAUAUUUCUUUGGCUCGGUUCCCUAAUACAACCGUUACUUAGUAUCAGUAAUCUGUUGCUGCAUGGGAGAAGCUCCUAACUUUUCACCUGUUAGUCACAGACAAAGCCUAUCAGAUUCCUUAGUCAAAGAAGGAACAUCUCCCUAGUCUAUACUCAGCUUCAGUAGCCCAGAACCUGGAGCCUUUAAAUAAGCUGUAGCCCAGAUUAAAUAUAAUUCCUUUAAGGAUUUUUUUUUUUUUUUUAGUAAGAGGAUGCUUUUAAAGAAGACCCUACUCGGGUACUGAGAUCUUUCUAUGUGUCCUCCUGACCAAACCAAGUGGAACUCCAAUUUCGAUGAACUUGUACUAUAUUUUCCUGACAUUGCUCACUGCCAUUCUUACUUCAAGUGAUGGGGGUUCCACUUUGGGGGUACCUGCUCUGAUUACAAACCCCAGAUUAGGUUUACUUCAACCAUCUGGUACCACAAAAACUGAUGAUGAUGCUGGAGAUGGGAUUGAGGAGAUUUGGUGCCUGGAUAGAACGAAUAAAGGCUUUGAAGUAAGAGAUUGAAUUAAUUUAAUCACAUGCCAAAUAGAGAAAAAUAUUACUGUAGGUGGUUUGUUGUUAUCUGUUAGGACUAUUUUUUUUUUUUUUUAGAUAGUAAAGUGAUUAUGUUCCCUACAAACCAUUUAAGUUUCCAUAAGAGACCCGGAACUAACAUGACCGUAUCUCUUCACAAUUAACUGCUAAUUUUGUUGAUGUGGACAACUAUAUAGUAACCACAGCCUAAUGAUCUUAGCCUGUCAUUCAGAGCCAUUGCCAAUAUGGACCCCAUAUAACUUUCUGCAUAUUAUUACACCAUAUGCAUGGACUGCAUAGGCUAGCCAAAUGCGUUGCUUUUCUCUCCCCAGACAUUCCAAGAUCUCACCCAUGGCCAUACUCUGGCCCACACUGUCUCGCUACAGGAACUGCCCUCCCCACACACUAAAAGGCCUCCAAUUUCCAAAAGUCCAGCUCCAUUGCUACUGUCUGUAUGGAGCCCCUUCUCUAUAUUCUCCCACCUGAAUGUGACAUAAGUUUUGUGAUACCCCCUUCCAACAGUUCGUCAACAUGCACUGAUUCCAUUAUGUCACUGAUCCCAUGUGGUCCUAUGUUCUUGCUGUUCUUCAAUACCUCCUACUAGACUGUAAACUUCUUGAAAGCAGGGAUUCUUAUAUGCAUUUUUAAAUCCUCCAUUGUGCCUAGGUGCUCAAUAAAGUUGGUGAAUUAUUGAAUUGAUCAUCAAGCUGUGAUAUGGUCUAUAUCCUCAGGGUGCUAUCCCUAUUACAUGAAGAUAAUGUUACUGACUCAUCGUCAACAAGACACAUGCCUUUGGGAUGUGUUUGUUUUCUUUUAAUAGUGGAUUUAGUUUUGUGCUAAUGAUGAUGCCAAUGAUAACAGUAACAAUAAUAAUAAAAUUAUGUUCAACCAGAA